AUGUCGUCUCUCCCAAAGACUAUGAAAGCCGUCCUCAUCGAGAAGACUGGUGGCACGGAAGUUCUGCAGUACAAAACUGACGUACCGGUUCCUGAGCCGAAGGAGGGCGAAGUGCUUGUGAAGAACGAGUUCAUUGGCAUCAACUACAUCGACACCUACUUCCGCUCGGGCGUUUACAAGCCUCCGCAAUUCCCCUACAUUCUUGGCCGAGAAGGCGCUGGAACAAUUGCUUCCGUUGGACCCAAUGUGCCCUCCGAUCUCAAGCCUGGAGUGAAGGUAGCCUACAUGGCACAAUUAGCGUAUGCUGAGUAUACCGCUGCACCAGCGAACUACACUAUACCGCUGCCUGAUUCCAUCUCCACAAAGACUGCUGCUGCUUCGCUUCUCCAGGCGCUAACCGCUGUAACCUUGAUCCGCGACGCGUACGAAGUCAAGAAAGGCGACUGGAUCCUUGUCACCGCUGCCGCUGGUGGCGUUGGCUUAUGGCUGUGUCAGCUGUUGAAGGCGGUCGGCGCAAGGGUCAUUGCUACGGCCAGCACAGAAGAGAAGAGGAAUCUGGCCAAGCAAAAUGGCGCAGAGGUGCUACUAGAAUACCAUGAGGAAGAUCGAGACGUCUUUGUCAAGAAGGUGCUAGAAGUUACUGGAGGCGAGGGCGUGCAUGCAGUCUUCGACUCGGUCGGGAAGUCCACUUUCGAUAGCUCACUGGCUGUGGUGAGGAGAAAGGGUACUAUGUGUUCAUUUGGAAACGCAUCGGGACCAGUAGAGGGUUUUGCGCUUGCACGCUUAUCGGCAAAGAAUGUCAAGCUUAUUCGGCCUACGUUGUUCAACUACAUUGCCACUCGCGAAGAGCUUCAGGCAGCCGCAAAUGAGCUGUGGAAGUUCAUCGAGAAAGACGGGCUGAAUGUAAAGAUUCAUGAUGUGUACCCCUUGAGCGAGAUUGUGAGAGCAACGAAGGACAUCGAGGGAAGGAAGACAACUGGAAAACUGGUGUUGACACCGUAA
Molecule: messenger RNA, 1002 nt
Organism: Alternaria arborescens
Lineage: Eukaryota; Fungi; Ascomycota; Dothideomycetes; Pleosporales; Pleosporaceae
Exons: 3
Coding region: 1-1002 (333 amino acids)
Biological process (GO): cellular response to oxidative stress
Cellular component (GO): cytoplasm
Molecular function (GO): zinc ion binding; quinone reductase (NADPH) activity
Source: RefSeq, a predicted model, not a curated record